CUAUCCUCACGAUGAUUAUGUUCCUGGCACUUACACUGUUGGUAACCAUGGUAACAGUAACUGCCGCGUCAGAGGAUUUGGAAAUGCUUGAGAAAACAGCAGAAGACAUAAGGCAUCUGAGUCCAGGCUCACGGAACCUGUUUUGGGUAAUUCCCCACAUUGACAACCUCAUUCGGGAGUUCGAGUGUGAACGAGAAGCAACCAGUUGUAAGGCUUGGCAAGCUAACACCAUGCUAAUGAAGCUAGAGUUUGGUCUCGUGAACUGUGAGAGUGUCAGUUUACUGGAGGUAGAUUCGGAGCUCUGUCAGGAUGCGAGGGAGUUUUUGGGAGAUGACAAGGCGGAGCUGAGUGAUGACGACAUUAAACAGGGCCUGAUAGCGAGCUUUGAUCAUGACGUCAUAUACACUGAUGAGUACUUCGACUUGGUCAAUGCUGUCUCCUUUGCCAUGGGGAACUAUAUAUGUAAAAAGGAUCCUGAAUCGUGUGACAUUAUAAGACAAGCCAAGAAAGACUCCAAAGAGUUUGAGGAAAAAACCAAAGCUCGCCGUCGUGUUUAACAAUCUCUGAGAGACCACAAAGAAAAUGGAAACGCUUUUAUUCUCACAAAGAUUUUAUUUCUUUCGAAAAAAUUUAGAUCUGGUAUUAGUAAUAUUCGAUAUUCAAUUUGUUUGUUUUUUUGAAA
Molecule: messenger RNA, 682 nt
Organism: Bolinopsis microptera
Lineage: Eukaryota; Metazoa; Ctenophora; Tentaculata; Lobata; Bolinopsidae
Exons: 3
Coding region: 12-557 (181 amino acids)
Source: RefSeq, a predicted model, not a curated record